AUGUCCAAACUUUCGAAAGAUUACGUAUCGGAUUCAGACUCUGACGAUGAAGUGAUAUCAAACGAGUUCAGCAUACCAGACGGUUUCAAGAAAUGUAAACAUUUGAGGAAUUUCCCCCUCAACUGCGAUAACAAAAAGAAAUCUAAACAGCAACAGGUUUGGCUGAUCAAGUUCCCAUCAAAUGUUGACAUUUCUAAGCUAAAAUCUCUGCCAGUAGAUUUUGAAUCCUCCACAACAAUGUCAAUUGAUAAACACAAUUAUAAUAUCAUGGACGAUACAGACAUUGAGUCUUCGUUAACACAGGAUAAUCUCAGUAAUAUGACGUUGUUGGUUCCUUCAGAAAGUAAGGAAAACCUUAAAAUUGCCAGUACGGCCAAAGAUAAUACACCAUUACAAUUUGACAAAGUCUUUUCUAUCAGUGAAAAUGCCAAAAUUCCAGCUAUUGAUUACGUUAAAGUAAGAGUUCCACGUAAAGAUGUUCCAAAAGUGGAAGGCUUGAAGUUGGAACAUUUUGCCACAGGUUAUGAUGCCGAAGACUUUCAUGUGACUGAGGAUGUGAAAGAAGAUAAGAAAGAAUCAAAAAAACGUUCACAUCACGACAAUGAGGAGAGGUCUAGUGACAAGAAGAAGAAGAAGAAGGAAAAGAAGGAGAAGAAGGAGAAAAAGGAAAAAAAGGAUAAGAAAAUGAAACAUAGGGAUUGA
This is a messenger RNA of Saccharomyces paradoxus, 702 nucleotides long. RefSeq names its product DNA-directed RNA polymerase I subunit RPA34 (gene RPA34). Bases 1 to 702 code for a protein of 233 amino acids. The record is from RefSeq and is a predicted model, not a curated record. The transcript has a single exon. Gene Ontology annotation, biological process: transcription by RNA polymerase I. Lineage: Eukaryota; Fungi; Ascomycota; Saccharomycetes; Saccharomycetales; Saccharomycetaceae.